AUGCCAAAUGAGCGCAGACUUUUGAAGUUGGCUACUAAUUUGGCAGAGUGUCUUCCGCAGGCUACUGCAUACGGUACUUGUGUUUCGAACCAAGCUGAAAGAAUAACUAAAGACGCGUGUGCAGACGAAUUUUCCAAGUUAUUGGACUGUGUGAAAAAGCAGGUAAUCUCCCUAAAAAUUUCCCCAUUCAUUGAUUUCGUAUCUUUCUUAUUUCGAUUCACCUCUUAG
This is a messenger RNA of Necator americanus (New World hookworm), 228 nucleotides long. RefSeq lists its product as uncharacterized. The record is from RefSeq and is a predicted model, not a curated record. Bases 1 to 228 code for a protein of 75 amino acids. The transcript is spliced from 3 exons. Gene Ontology annotation, cellular component: mitochondrion. Gene Ontology annotation, biological process: mitochondrial respiratory chain complex I assembly. NCBI's taxonomy places the organism in Eukaryota, Metazoa, Nematoda, Chromadorea, Rhabditida, Ancylostomatidae.